Molecule: messenger RNA, 1075 nt
Organism: Branchiostoma floridae (Florida lancelet)
Lineage: Eukaryota; Metazoa; Chordata; Leptocardii; Amphioxiformes; Branchiostomatidae
Product: centromere protein I-like
Exons: 9
Coding region: 25-1056 (343 amino acids)
Cellular component (GO): kinetochore
Source: RefSeq, a predicted model, not a curated record
CAGGAGGGUGUGCUCUUAUGUGAGAUGUUCCUGUGGGAGUACCUGUUCACCUGGAAUGGACUUGACCAUCGACCACAGAUCCUCCAGCUCAUCACAAGGUCCAGACUGCACCCUUUCCAGAGGCUGAAUGACUAUGUUUUGGAACCUCUCAGAAGGCUGUUCUUCACAUCUAAGGUUCACUGCAAGUGUCAGAUCCUGGCCUGUCUGACAGAGUUACUGAGGAACUGUGUGUCUGUGGAGUGGGCACGGUACAAAGAGACACAGAGUAACGAGGAAGGAACAUCAAGCCUGUCCCUGUUCCCUGUGGAUAGUGAGAUGUUCCCAGCACUACAGUCUAUCCAGGAGCUGGUGCUGUAUGUAGACAGACUGUGUGUGGUGGGGCUACAACAGGAGGACGGACACGCCAUGCUCAUGCACUACACGCUCGGCUUCUUCGAACUGGUGACCCAGUUGCAGCGCAGGUUUGACCUCCCGUUGGUCCAUGCCCCAUCUGCACCUAUUGUGUACAUGGCCAUGUUUGACACUAAUGCCCUGACUGUGGCCCGGAUAUGUGCCAUCAUGUGUGGGUUCAGACAGGAAGUGACGUCCCUGAAACAGAAGCCACCCCAGGAGGAGUCCUGUGGUUUCACCAGCUCCAGCAUCAGGAACUUCAACAACUGUAUCUUAGACAUCUGUGAUGCUCUCUGGAGGUGCAAGGCCUUCAGCAGUGGAAAGAAUGAGGCAAGCAUCUUUAAGGUACCGAGAGCCGUGGUGAAGCAGGCUGGUAUCGACAGCAUCGGUGACAGCUUUUCCCUGUACAACCACAUAGCACUGCAGGGCUUCGCACACACAUUCCUUCAGAAGUCCCUGCCUCCAGGAACCCCUAUCACACCCAGGCCCAGAUCCAGACAGAGCACCCUGGACAGGAGUUCGUAUCUGGACUUCCUGACAUCCCAGGGGCUUGAGGGGAUCCAGGGUUUCAUCAGCAGUUUUAUCAAGGUUGGGAAGUCCUCCACACCCUGCUCUUCUGCACCUUCCACUGCAAGCAGCACAACAACCACCGGGUCUAGGACUUAGAGGUCUGCAUAGGACAAGC